Dama dama (fallow deer) is the source of this 1356-nucleotide messenger RNA. Its product is annotated as peptidyl-prolyl cis-trans isomerase A-like. Gene Ontology annotation, molecular function: peptidyl-prolyl cis-trans isomerase activity. Gene Ontology annotation, biological process: protein folding; protein peptidyl-prolyl isomerization. The coding region runs from base 780 to 1274 and encodes 164 amino acids. The record is from RefSeq and is a predicted model, not a curated record. The transcript has a single exon. NCBI's taxonomy places the organism in Eukaryota, Metazoa, Chordata, Mammalia, Artiodactyla, Cervidae.
CCAAUUAUCAGUUUUAAUAUUACCAAAUCCAAGACUGUGGUCUGCACUUUGGACCAGAAGUCUUUAAGUUCAUCAAAUGCCUGAAUUUUUUAACUCUUUGGCAAGCAUUGCUUCUCUAGUACAUGAUACACCACUAAUGAUAACGUCAAGCUUGUUUUAGAGGCGGUAUAAUUAACAUACUGUGGGAGCAGAGGAGAGAAUGGGAUCAGUGCUGACUGGUGGGCUCUAGAAAGGCUUAGUGAAAAAGUAGGUUUGGAAAGUCCAAAUCCUCCAAAUUUGGGGAAGAGUGGUACCAAGAAGGAACAUGAUGAUAGAAGAUAGAAGACUGGUAAAGUAUAAGAGAUGUUUGAAGAACUGAGUUGUUUGAGAGAUCAAUAGGAAGGAAGUAAGGGGCUUUUGGAAGAAAAACAUUGGUAAAAUGUUCUGAAGCCAAAGGGUAGCAGUCUUGAGUGCUGAGAAUUUUAAAUGUUAUUUUGUAGGCAGUGGGUACCUAGUUCUCCUUGAACAAGGCAUGAAGUGAUCAAGUCUAGUUUUAUAAGGAUAAUUUAGUGGUUGUGUGGAAUUUGCUUUGAUGAACUGGGUGGUUUAGAGAAGAAAUGUGGAGGAUUCAUUUAUUCUUGUGGCAUUGUCCAUCUAACAUGAAGUUACAAUGUAGGCCUGGAACUCAGCAGAGAGACCAGGAUUUAAGAUUUAGAUUAGAUUUGUGAUUUAUUAGAGUCAAGAGUUAAGUUCAGGCCUUGCAGACGCCGCCACCCCGGAGCCUUCCUUGCUGUCUAGCCAUGGUCAACCCCACUGUGUUCUUCGACAUCGCUGUCGAUGGUGAGCCCUUGGGCCGCAUCUCUUUUGAACUGUUUGCAGACAAAGUUCCAAAGACAGCAGAAAACUUUCGUGCUCUGAGCACUGUGGAGAAAGGAUUUGGUUAUAAAGUUUCCCGCUUUCACAGAAUAAUUCCGGGAUUUAUGUGCCAGGGUGGUGACUUCACACGCCAUAAUGGUACUGGUGGCAAGUCCAUCUAUGGAGAGAAAUUUGAUGAUGAGAAUUUCAUCCUGAAGCAUACAGGUCCUGGCAUCUUGUCCAUGGCAAAUGCUGGCCCCAAUACAAACGGUUCGCAGUUUUGCAUCUGCACUGCCAAGACUGAGUGGUUGGUUGGCAAGCAUGUGGUCUUUGGCAAGGUGAAAGAGGGCAUGAAUACUGUGGAAGCCAUGGAGCGCUCUGGGUCCAGGAAUGGCAAGACCAGCAAGAAGAUCACCAUUGCUGACUGUGGACAAAUCUAAUAAAUUACUUGUGUUUUACUUAACCACCAGACCAUUCCUCUGUAGCCCAGGAGAGCACCCCUUCACCCCCGUCUGCUCGAAA